Messenger RNA from Geodia barretti, 771 nucleotides. NCBI's taxonomy places the organism in Eukaryota, Metazoa, Porifera, Demospongiae, Tetractinellida, Geodiidae. The record is from the annotation of a GenBank genome assembly.
AUGGGGCGCAAGGUCAUCAUCACCUGUGCAGUGACGGGCUCGGCGGACACCGUGGCCAAGAACCCGGCGGUGCCGGUGACGCCGACCGAGAUCGCGCAGUCCGCGCUCGAUGCGGCGAAGGCGGGUGCUGCGAUCGUGCACGUUCACGUCCGCGAUCCCGAAUCCGGGAAGGCCAGCAUGGAGCUCGACCAUUACCGCGAGACCGCCGGCCGCAUCCGCCAGAGCGAAACGGACGUCGUGCUGAACCUCACCACCGGAUACGGCGCCCGCCUCAGCCCCGGGGUCGACGAUCCCUUCGACUACGGCCCGGGCACCACCUUCACGUCCCGGCACGGCGAAUCUGCCCAUGUCGGCGAGCUGCGGCCCGAGAUUUGCAGCCUCGACGUGGCGACCAUGAACUCGGGCGGCGUCCGCGACGACAGCGUCAUGAUCAACUCGCCGCCCCAGCUCCGCUACAUGGCCGAUGCCAUGCGGGAGUGGGGCGUCGUGCCGGAGCUCGAAGUCUUCGACGUGGGCCAUAGCCUGCUGCCGGCCGGCGCCCACUGGGCUGCCUUCGGCAUCUCGCGCGACCAGCUUCCCGUCGCGGGCCUCUCGGUGCUGAGCGGCGGUCAUGUCCGCACGGGGCUGGAGGACAAUCUCUAUGUGGAGCGCGGCACCCUCGCGCCCUCCAACGCGGCGCUGGUGGAGCAGGCGGUGAGCCUGAUCCGGAUGCUGGGGGCGGAACCCGCGACGCCUGCGGAGGCUCGCGAAAUUCUUUGUACGCGCAACUGA